AAAGUAAAACGAGGAGAAACUGAUAAACAGCAGAGACAUAAACUUAAUAAAAUCCAUUCUCUGUUCAAUAUUUUGACAAAUAUAAAAAAAAAAUAAUAAUAAUAAUAAUAACCAAUAUUUUAAUAAUUGAUGAUAAUAAGUUGGUAUCAUUAAUAAUUUUAUAUUGUAUUAAAAUAAAUAAAUAAAUAAACAUAUAAGAGGCGCUCAAGAAAUUUCAGGAAAAGACAGUCUCUCGACAGGUGUAUGCCUCCUAUUUCUCUCUGCCAAUAACUUCGCCGGUGUUUCUCCAUAACCGCCGUCGUCGGCACCUUCCCGUCACGGGAAACAGCAACCACCUCCUACUUCAACCUUAGGCAGCUUCUGGGCAUUGUUAAAAUCAGACCUUGGGGCAGAACAAGAAGCCAACAGUAGACAAACCAAAGAGCUAAAUAAAAUAAGCCUUCACUAAUCAUCUGCUUCAGUUUUCUAACCAACAAAUCACUACAUUUUGUUCUAGUUACUGUAAUUCAUGGCGACCAUUCUUGUCCAACCACCAUUUCCAGCUUCCCAUAUAAUUCCUCCAAACAUGAUGAAAACUCCAAGAUUAGUCCCCACUAUACAUCCAAGGACAAGCAUUACAAGAUUUGGUGAAUUCCCUUUCGGAUCGAUGCCAAUAUACAUAACCAGGGUCACAGAACAAAGCUCUGGCCUUGUUGGGGAUGAGACAUUUACCCACAUCAAAUCAGAACUUUAUCAAGCACUUGAAGGAAUUAAUAGAGGGAUUUUUGGGGUCCCUUCUGCAAAGAAAACUGAGAUUGAAGAUCUGGUGAAGAUGCUAGAGUCUCAGAAUCCCACUCCAGAUCCGUCUUUAAAUCUAGAAAAGGUAGCUGGAUCCUGGAAGCUUUUAUACAGUACAAUUACGAUCUUAGGGUCCAAGAGAACAAAGCUAGGGUUGAGAGAUUUCAUCUCCUUAGGUGAUUUUUUCCAGAUCAUUGAUGUUUCUAAGAGUAAAGCAGUUAAUGUAAUCAAGUUCAAUGUGAGAGGUUUCAAAUUGUUAAAUGGACAGCUGAAAAUUGAGGCCUCCUUCAAGAUUGCAUCCAAAUCAAGAGUUGAUAUAAGCUAUGAUAACUCAACAAUAACUCCAGAUCAGUUAAUGAACGUGUUCCGGAAAAAUUAUGAUCUUCUUCUUGGCAUAUUCAAUCCAGAGGGUUGGCUUGAAAUCACAUAUCUUGAUGAUACAUUGAGGAUAGGGAGGGAUGAUAAAGCCAACAUUUUCAUAUUAGAGAGAUCAGAAAAUAAUUCAAUCAUAAGCCUUGAUUAAUCCCAAUAAACUUCUGCGCUUAAAGAUCAGCACAGGAAGAUUUAGUUUAUUACUGUGAGUAAAGCACGGGAGCAUUUGUCGGGUCAACUUUUUUGUUGUACCUUUAACUCAUACGUAUAUGUUUACAGCUCCAUGUCUGCAGGCAUAUUUUCAAGACAAAAAGUCAAGGUGAAAUCUAGAGGUGAUUGAAAUUUUUCAUUUUUAUAUUUUACAGACUAGCUUGUACUCUGUAUCUACAUAAUAUGCACAUUCUUUCACACAUUUCAAUUAAUGACACAUCAUAUGAUAUUUUUAAGUUUC
Messenger RNA from Ziziphus jujuba (common jujube), 1600 nucleotides. RefSeq names its product fibrillin-5, chloroplastic. Bases 509 to 1300 code for a protein of 263 amino acids. The transcript has 8 exons. The record is from RefSeq and is a predicted model, not a curated record. NCBI's taxonomy places the organism in Eukaryota, Viridiplantae, Streptophyta, Magnoliopsida, Rosales, Rhamnaceae.